Messenger RNA from Bipolaris maydis ATCC 48331, 1082 nucleotides. Its product is annotated as Alpha/Beta hydrolase protein. NCBI's taxonomy places the organism in Eukaryota, Fungi, Ascomycota, Dothideomycetes, Pleosporales, Pleosporaceae. The record is from RefSeq and is a predicted model, not a curated record.
GCGCCCACUCUCAAAAACUCUCUCUCUUUCUAUCACUCUCAAUCAAACAAAACAAUGUCAACAACCACGCAAACAAUCACCGUCGCCCACCUGGGCGGCAUAACCGCCUCGUACCGCCUCUCCCCCUCCUUCACCGCCAGCAAACCCACUCUCGUCCUCGUAAACUCCUUCCUCACCUCCGCCGCCCUCUUCGACUCCUUCUUCGCCAACGAUGCGCUUACCAGCCGGAUGAACCUGCUGGCAAUUGAGCUGCUGGGACACGGGCAGACGAGGGCGCAUGAGGCGGAGCACUGGACGUAUUGGGAUACUGCCGUGAUGAAUUUGCAGGUUAUGGAGGCGUUGGGGGUGCAGAGGGCGUUUGUCAUGGGGACGAGUCAGGGGGGUUGGGUUACGGUUCGAAUGGCGCUUUUGGGGGGGAAGAAGAUUCAAGGUAUAAUUCCUCUUGGAACAUCACUCGACUACGAAUCCGAACGUAGUCGCCAACUUGGUUGCUGGCAGGCCUUGGAUGCCCUCGCAAACCUCAUCACGGGCGACUUCGGCGCAAAGAAUAACCAGCCCACUCCCGAUUUUGUGCCUACUAAGGAAUUCGCCGAGUUCCUUAUUAGCCAAGGGUUUGGUCAGGAUUGCUCCGCGGAGGUCAAACAAUUCUGGACGGAGCAGCUUCAGAAGAAUUAUACGGGUGAUGAGGGGAGGAAGAGGAUGAGGAUGGCGGCGAUUAAUCUGAGAGAUAGAGAUGGAUUGCACUUGAGAGCUGAGGAUGUCGUUUGUCCAGUUUUAUGGUUGCAUGGAACAAAAGACGUGGUAUACACCGUUGCGAACGCCCAAGAGGAAAUCAAGCUUUUCAAAAACUCGCCCGAUGCACGGCUCGAACUAAUCGAAGGCGGCGAGCACUUUCUGAAUUCCUCGAAUCCAAAUGAGGUCAUGGAGCAUACCAUUGCUUUUGUUGAAAAGUAUGCCAAGUAGUGCAUCUCGCUUGACCCUUUUUGUUUGUUACAAAAAAAACAGACCUAGAAUACGUAAACUUCAGUUCGUGUGCCAUGAUACACUAGAAUUCCCUAUUUUCUUUUCCUUUUCUUUUUAAG